Molecule: messenger RNA, 309 nt
Organism: Racocetra persica
Lineage: Eukaryota; Fungi; Glomeromycota; Glomeromycetes; Diversisporales; Gigasporaceae
Source: the annotation of a GenBank genome assembly
GCCGGAAAUGGAUUAGAUGAGAAAUUAGUCGAGAUACAAUGCAAAUUGAUCGAGGUUGGUUCUAAUAUUGCAACUCCACGAAGUUCUUCUAACGAAUCUAAAUUAUCCCAUACAUCUUUCGAUGAUGAAAUUGUUACAACUUUGGAAUCUUGGAUUGAUCAUUAUGAUUCUCAACUUCCUCCAUUGAAAAAUUUCAUUUUACCUUCGGGUGGUGAGAGUGCUGUAUUUUUGCAUCAAUGUCGUUCGAUAUGUCGUAGAGCUGAACGUAUUACAGUACCAUUGAUUGAAGCAAAAAUUGCUGAUAAUGCU